AAAAUAAAUACUACUACAAGUCAAACAAAAGAUUAGUUAAGUAUAAGAUAAUGAGAUUAACAAACGUUAUAACAGUACUAACUGCGGCAGUCAUGAUUGCUGCAGAACUGGAUUACAUGACGAAGAUGUUAAAGUGCUUACCAGAUGUGUAUGAAAAAUACAACGUGCUAGAGAAGGCUAAUGGUAAUAUUUAUAUAACUCCGAAAGAAGAAAGAGAUAUGGAUCGCUAUGGUACGGACGCAAGACUAUAUUAUUGCUUUCGUAAAGUUAGAGCUAAUUGCUCAGUGGUGAGCAUGGGCCCGAACGAACAGUACAUGGACAAAAGGUUCGGCAGUGAUGAUUCUGAGAGCUCUAUGGAGUACUUGCCAGGUUCGGCCACGGGCAGUGGUCUCUACUCAAUGAAUAUGAGGCGGUCAAAUGUACAAUAUGAUUUCUUGACAUCUGGUAGUGCUGCACCGCUGUCCCUGGACUACCAGAGACCUGACAUACUUUUGAAAACCUCUCAAUAUAAAAGUGAAAAGGAUGCCACUGCGAUUGAUGGAUUAUUGGCCAAGGUGGACAUAGCCCUUGUGAAGUCUAGUGAAGACUCCCUUGGUAGGACCCAAUACUUAGCUACCCGUUUGGACGAUGGGGCUGGUAAGUGGUUAGCCCUCUACCUCAGCAGAAUCGGUGGUGUUGCUUUCUUGGGCUACGAGGCGCUCAAAAAAGAGCUCCGGAAACAAUUUUACCCACCAGACCACGGCCAAAAGUGUCACCAGGACUAUAGUGACCUCAAGCAGACUGGUUCAAUUCGGGCUUACGUUGAGAAAUUUUCCUAUCUUCUUAACCAGCUCCCAUCAGUCUACCAAGCUGUUACGCUUGAUCACCUUGUGUGUGGUCUUAAAGCCCAAAUGAAGUAACAUACCUACAUUACUGGUAAAAAGAACUUUAGAGAGCUUACGCAACACUUGUUCAUACUUGAUGAACCCACUUGGACUAUGCCCCAGACACCAAAGGUCAUGAAGCAUCCCGCGGGAAGCUAUCCUAGUGACACCAACGCUCUCCAGAAGAGAACCGAUCGCAAAUGAAACACUUGGCCACAGACAAGCCACUCUUUGAACAGCGUACAACACCGUUAAGAGGGGUCCGCUAACUCCACAGCAAACCACACCUGUUUUGUGUAUGGAAGAGACAUUAAACCGCUGAUUAAGCUACCGGGUCUCCGCACACCAUUUUUGUCAAAACCUUUUUAUCCUUUAUCUACAGUUGAUUUUUUUAUUACUACUUUCCAGAAAACACAAAAAUCUAAAAAAAAAG
Molecule: messenger RNA, 1296 nt
Organism: Babjeviella inositovora NRRL Y-12698
Lineage: Eukaryota; Fungi; Ascomycota; Pichiomycetes; Serinales
Exons: 1
Source: RefSeq, a predicted model, not a curated record